Messenger RNA from Vigna unguiculata (cowpea), 867 nucleotides. RefSeq lists its product as uncharacterized. The record is from RefSeq and is a predicted model, not a curated record. NCBI's taxonomy places the organism in Eukaryota, Viridiplantae, Streptophyta, Magnoliopsida, Fabales, Fabaceae.
AGGUAUUAUGUUGCAGCUGUAAAAGACGGUAAUGGAUUUUACUGUCAAAUGUAUUAUCACAUGUACUGCUACCUCUGCACAUUCAUUUUAUCUAGUCAUCUACACAUACACAUGACAUGAUAUCAUAUUACCCUCUCUGUCACUCUGUCUCUCUGCUGACCAAAAACAUGAGGAAUGGGUAUGGCAGGAUUAGCAGUGAGACUACCCACAAACCAAGAUCCAUGGAUCAUGCUACCACUCCAUUUCCUCAAACCCCAAAAGCACCAACAACCACCAGCGAGAGUCCGAGGAGGGUGGAAGACGGGAAGGGAGAGAUAUUCGGAGUGAUACUGGGUAGGAGUGCUUCUGUUUCAACCAGUUUUUCUUCUGCAUCAGGGGCGUUUGAGGUUACAAUGAAAAGGGCAUUCUCAAUGGGAAGAUCAUCAUCGGUUUCAGAGAGGUACUGCAGGAUCCAUGACACAGCAAUAGCAUCGCCGAUUGAAGAUGAUGAUGAUGAUGAUGAAAUGGAGGAGGGUACAGCAAGAUCCAAGGAGGAGAAGGGAGUGAGGAUGAAGAUUAAGAUCCUCAAAGCAUUGCAGAUAAGCUGAAGCGAAAAGCAAAAAAAUAUACUAAAUUGUAAGGGCCCGUGAGCACGGAGGCGAGUCAGCAUUGAAAAACCUCAACUUUUUGCGACUUCAAAGAUGAUGGGCGUAGGAAGAACCUGAAUCCCGGGGACUUCAACCUGAAUGCGCAUUAUUUAAUUCCAAGUAACAACUGUCCAAUUCAGGGACCUUCAACUUUCUCGCUCAGCAUUUUAAAUUGUAGUACGUUGUUGCAUCAACAUUUUCUAUACAAUCAAGUAAAGUAAGGCGUACACAAAUUAAAAUA